AUGGCAAAUCCUCAGCGGCAGACUUCAGCUGCCUCGAGCCGCUACUUCACUUCAAGCACCAUGAGUGAUUUGCAGCGAAUUGAGGAUCUCUACAACCGCCUCAGUGCGGUUGCCCAAGAUGACUUUGUCAUCAGAGAACGCGAGAUCAAGGCUGAGUGUGAGAACCAGCAACUGGCCUUCCUGUAUCGCCAAGAUGUGCCGCCAGAUGUCAAGGGCAUGCUGCGGUAUCUUCUCCUGGAGAAUCGAGAUCUGCACCUUGAGAAACUGCAGCUAUCAUAUGAGGCUAGGAAGAAAGACAUACUCGAAGGCAAGAGGACAGAAGAGCGUGACCUGCUCACGAGGAUGGGUACCAUGUACAGCGAGUCGAAACCAGUCCCCGUGAGCACCCCCGUCGCCAGUCCUCGCAUGUCGGAAGUUAGCCCCGCCGUCUCGCCGUUGGCAAACAGCAAACCAUCGCCAGUUCCCAGUUCGACACCGUUGCCAUCAAAUCUCACCGAGCAACGCUCGCCAAGAAACGCAUCGCAACCCCCGGCCUCGUUCCGGCCGUCCCCCCUUAACCCUGCUGCAGGCAGCAACACCUCUGUUGGCGGACCCUCCCACCGAUCAGGCAACAACUCGCCUCUGCAGCAGCCCGAUGCUGGUCGAGCUGGCACACCGAGAAUCCUGUCUGCUAAACCGACGCCGAGGGCCUCCCCUGUUCCGCGUCAACUGCAACAGACUGCAAACAGCCAUUUGCAGGCACACGCGGCCUCACCGCAGUCCGCUCCAACAGAGUCUCAUGGUAAAGCCUCAGCGAAACCCCAGGAUGAAGCCCCAGCACAGGCACAGGCAGCAAUACAAGCACAGACGCAGGCUUUCAUUCCAAAUCAAAGAAGACCCCAGAAGACGCAGCCAUGGCCUCGGCAGGCUAACCCAUCGCCAAACCCGAACCACGGACUAGACCCAACGUUGUUCCAGCAAAAGAAGCGAAAGUCUGAAGUCGCGGACACUGGAACAGUAUCCGAAAAGGAAGUAAGCGAUGAGCGGACCAAGCGUCUUAGAAAAAGUGACGUGCCUAAGCCUAUCCCGGAUAUCAACAUUUCAAUGGAGAGAAGGAUCCGUUUCGAGGACGUGCACCAGGGAGGCACGCCCAAGUACAUGCAUACCAUCAUAAAAUGGGAUGACGGUAAAUAUUACAUUCUCUACUGCGAAGAGCACGGCGUCCACUUUAGGCAGAGAGCUCUCACGGCAGCGGCGAAACAUCUUGACUCCAUAGCGCAUGGUAAGAUGAGUCGUCAUCACCCCCAGGCCCUGGAGCAACUCGGCCGCGUCAUCGUCGACUGCGAUGACGAGAAGAUGUGCAAGCACAACGCAAUUGUGACCAAAGCGUUUGAGAACGGCUAUUGCUUACCUUCAACCGAAUCUCUUCUUCAAGAGAAUCAAACAGCUUCGAUCACGGACUCUGCCACCGCCGGAACAACAGCCGAAGAGGGUUCACAUCAAGCCCAUACAUCGCAGCCCAGUCAACAAAUACGGGUUGAGCCGGGAGUAAACGCGACACACAAAAUAUCUCACUUCCAUAAGGUUGACAAGCGAAAGUCCUCCAGUCGAGAAAUUAUCGUCAACCCCGUGGCUGGAAAACUCUACUAUGCGACCCCAAAGCUUUGGUAUCUCGACAGAACGAAAAAGUACAUUGUCAUGAUUCUGGCGUGGAAGGACCUCACGAUUUGCGGUCUUCCCGGUACCACGUUGAGUCAACUAGAACUUAUUCAGCAGGCACAACGCAAAGCCUGCUAUGCCUACGAUGCUCAGGGCAUCGCUGGAUGGAUGCCCGACUACGAGGACGGCGGCAAACUUGUUAAAAAGCGCUGGUUCCCCGUCAUUUGGUUCGAGGGCACCAAAACAGAGGACAACCGAGAAGGUUGGGCUCGCGCCGAGGAGCUCUCGAACUUUAAUCUCUUCCCCAUUCCUAAAAGAAAUGCAAAUCACCCACAGAUCAGAGCACGCGAGUGGUACUUCCGAUGCCAUCCCGAGGAAGCGCCUGCAAGUCUGGGUCCAUUCUCGAACGGCCGCUUGGGCGCGGGCACCAUUGGAGCAACGCGAGCUUCAACUGUUGCCUCGGCCGUUGGACGCCCGAAGGAUGCCCAACGCAUUGCUGAGAUCGAUGAUACUGACUCUGAUAGCGAGUCUGCUGUUGAGGAAGAGCCCGAGCGGCGCAGUCGUCCGCCUAUGGAAGACCAUGCCAGCGAUAGCGAUUACCACGCCUCUGAUGAUCGAGACAUGGCUGAAUCAGUUUCCUCUUCGCAGUCCUCGCGGCACCCGAAACCGCCGCCAGGCAGGAGUGCUCAAGAGUUACGUUCCAAGGCCACCGAGUCGGAAGCUGUGCGUCCCGUGACCCCUGUUCGCGUUGGAGCAGCAGCCGGCACUCGCUCCUCGACGAAGAAGCAGUCCGUGGGACAUGACAUUGACAUGGAAGAUGCACCCCUGGUGCUCUCGCCAUUGAGCCGGCGUGCUCGCAAAAGCACCCAGGAGGAAGAGCCAAAUACGCGAGCCAUGGCGGUCACGCCUCGGGCACCUCGGGACCAGCCUUCGAUUCAAUUGGGAACCCCUCUGGCCAAGAAGGCGUCCCAGCUUACUGCAGCGAUCGAAGAUCAGGAGACUAGUCCGCCAGCUGCGUCUGACAAGACACCCGAGCUUCGGAGACACGAGACUCCAGAGACAGCCCGCCCACUUGUUCAAGUGGUUCGGGAACCUCCGCAGGAACCUCCACAGGAACCUCCACAGGAGAGUACCCGGGAUGAGCCAGCACCCGCGGGCGGAGUUGUCGGGACGAAUUUGCAGGACUUCGUGGAUCAAGCUCGCCAACGGCUUGUCGAUCAGGCGUGCCUCAAGGUUGCUACGGAGGCCAUUCAAGAAGUGAUCGGUCGAAAGCCCCCAGUCUCAGCCGCCGCCGUUGACGCGUCUGACAAGAAUGGGGCGGAAGCGGUCAGCACUGCUGUUAACGGCCCAGGACAAAAGACGGCGCAGCAGCCUCCACAGGACGGGAAUGAGGAUCAGGCCCCGGUAAUAGGUGCCGAGGACGAUGAGCCGUCGGUUGCCAGGAGUAUAACACCUGGGUCUCUUCCGCAGCGAGCAGUCAAAGACUCUAUUGCGGUACCGUCUGCUGAGCGGACUGUUUCCGACGAGCCCACGACAUUGGCACAAGAAUCGCACGCGAAAAGGGCGUCAAACAAUGCAGAGAACGGCGACGGGGAUGGAGAUGGAGACGUUACGUCAAACCAGGCAGCCAAGGCCAGCAACAUGCCUGCCACUAGUAGCAGCGCGACCGCCAGGGUCAACGGAGCGUCGACAAGCAACAGCCCCGUCGAGGGCAGCAAUGCCGCACCGACCUCUACGAUUUCCCAGCCAAUUGUUAUGAACGCCGAUCCACGUGCGGUAGACCCGGGUGAUCGCUGGCGAGCUGUUCGGACAUCUGAUUCACCAACCGCUAGAGCUCCUACACAUACUGCUAUACCCUCUCCAGUGCCCGCAACUCGAGACGACGGAGAACAGAACCCGACGACCAAGACGACACCAGUACCGCCGCCGGUCUCAGCAACACCCACGGCGGCAACGUCGGUUCCAGAAGAACCGCCAAAGACAGCCCCGGCCGCUCAAGACGGCAUAUCAGAGCCGUCUCGAGCGCCAGCACCAGAAACUCCCAACGCACCGACAAGAUCGGCCAACGAAGCCAGCUUGAAAGCGGUUACAGAACCUUUGGCGAGAUCCCGCACGUCGACGCCGGCGGCUCCGUCGCCUGUCCCCGGCUCACCGGCUGCCCGAGCCGAGCCUGGCGCAGGCGGCACCGUGUGGAACGUGUCAUCGUUUAAACAAGGGAACCGACGGUGGUCCCACCCAUCGCUCUCUCUCAGCUUGGCUGUGGACGAGGCGGGCGUGGCGAGAACGAGCGACGCAGACGAAAUGGACGUGGCCAUUGACCCACGGGCCGUUCAGAGCAUGCAGUACAGCCAAACGGCAGAUAAAUCUCGCGCCGAGGUCAUCUUGAAACCGAAGGAAGGCAUGGUGGAGCAGAAGAUGACAUUCACUGUUGGCAGUGGUCGAAAUAAGAUGCAGAGCUUGAAGUUUGUGCGUUGGAUGCGCAAUGUCAAUCCAGCGAUAACGAUGCUGAAUGGACCGACGCUGCCGCCCCUGUGA
Molecule: messenger RNA, 4173 nt
Organism: Verticillium dahliae VdLs.17
Lineage: Eukaryota; Fungi; Ascomycota; Sordariomycetes; Glomerellales; Plectosphaerellaceae
Exons: 1
Coding region: 1-4173 (1390 amino acids)
Source: RefSeq, a predicted model, not a curated record